AUGCAGGGGCUGCAGGGCGCGGGGGUGCCCGGCGCCGAGGAGGAGGAGGUGCGGGAGCGCAGGGUGCUGGUGGCAGCAGCGGGGCUCCCCGGCGUUACGGCCGCGGAGCGGGUUAGCGACCCAGCGGGGGCGCAGCGUCGCCCUCGCUCCCGCCCCGGCCCCGCCGUGCCGGGGGACCCGCGGGGGCGGACGGGGGGCACCGGGACCCGCGGGGGCCUCGGGGGGCAGCGCCGGCCCCGCGCCCGCUCCUCCCGCCCGCUGGGGGGCGCUCGGCACAAGCGCGUGACGUCACCCGCGCGCGCCGCCACCGCCCCCCCCGCGCUGGGCGGGAGAGGAACGGGCGGAGGGAACGGUGCGGACCGGGGGGACAGCGGGGACAACGGGAACGGUACGGACCGGGGGGACAGCGGGGACAGAGGGAACGGUGCGGACCGGGGGGACAGCGGGGACAACGGGAACGGUACGGACCGGGGGGACAGCGGGGACAACGGGAACGGUGCGGACCGGGGGGACAGCGGGGACAGAGGGAACGGUGCGGACCGGGGGGACAGCGGGAACGGUACGGACCGGGGGGACAGCGGGAACGGUACGGACCGGGGGGACAGCGGGGACAGAGGGAACGGUACGGACCGGGGGGACAGCGGGGACAGGAGGGGACAGCGGGGAUAG
Chiroxiphia lanceolata (lance-tailed manakin) is the source of this 669-nucleotide messenger RNA. RefSeq names its product variant surface antigen B-like. The coding region runs from base 1 to 669 and encodes 222 amino acids. NCBI's taxonomy places the organism in Eukaryota, Metazoa, Chordata, Aves, Passeriformes, Pipridae. The transcript is spliced from 2 exons. The record is from RefSeq and is a predicted model, not a curated record.